AUGAGUUAUGUCAUUCACAUAGAUGAGAAAUGGUUCUACUUGAACCCUGACAAAAGAAGGUUUUAUCUCCUUCCAAGUGAAGAAGAUCCAUACAUGGCACAACAGUCAAGAAGAUUCAAGUUAAAGGCUAUGUUCAUGGCAAUUAUUGGGAAGCCAUUGUAUGGCAUCAAUGGGGAACUACUUCAUGAUGGAAAGUAUGGGAUUUUCCCAUUCACAGUCCAAGACAGAGCAAAAAAGUCAAGCAAGAACAGAGCAGCAAGAACAAUGGUCACAAGGGCCCUUCAGAAUGUAAAUAUAGAGGUCAUCAGAGACAUGUUACUUAACAAAGUAAUUCCAGCAAUCAUGGAUAAAUGGCCUCAAAGUCUGCCUAAGAAUGUUUUCAUACAAUGGGACAAUGGGCCACAUCAAAUACCAACAGAUGAACAGUUUGUUGCAGCAACGAGAGCCAAUGGGUUUAAUAUUCAAUUUGUGUUCCAACCAGCUCAAUCUCCUGAUCUAAAUGUGUUAGAUCUAGAUCUGUUCAGGUCUAUACAGUCUCUACAGUAUCAAUCUUUUCCUAAGAACCUUGAUGAGCUAGUUCAGAAGAUCAAGCAUGUUCAGAAGGAGAUAGUGUUAGAGGCUGUAGAGUACUUGAACACAAUGUUCAGACCAGCACCAGAAGAGACUCAAGUAGCAGCAGAGGACAUGGAGAUGGAUGCAGAUUAG
Messenger RNA from Chenopodium quinoa (quinoa), 705 nucleotides. RefSeq lists its product as uncharacterized. Gene Ontology annotation, molecular function: nucleic acid binding. Lineage: Eukaryota; Viridiplantae; Streptophyta; Magnoliopsida; Caryophyllales; Amaranthaceae. The coding region runs from base 1 to 705 and encodes 234 amino acids. The transcript has 2 exons. The record is from RefSeq and is a predicted model, not a curated record.